CAGACGGGAGGUGGAGGAAAGACGGAGAGAGGAGAGGUACACCGCGCUGAUCGAGAGGGUCGGGCUGGCGAUACCUCCCACAGCAUCAGCAGAAUGCAGCUUCAUAGCGCCCAAAGCCAGGACGCACAAAAUGACGGCGGAUGAUGAUCCAGAGGCAUACCUGGUGGCAUUUGAGCGGCUGGCUACCACCGCGUCAUGGCCCCGACAGUUCUGGGCAAGCCAGCUGGGACCCUGCCUGAUUGGGGAAGCGCAGGCAGCAUACCAGGCAAUGACGACGCCGCUCAAUAUGACCUGGUAAAGCUGGCUAUUCUCCGCCGUCUGAAUAUUACGGAGGAAACGCACCGAGUGAGGUUCAGGGAGUACAGGAGGUCCCCGAACGUACGCCCCAGGGUGGUCGCGCAGAAACUCUGUGACCACAUGAUACACUGGCUCACCCCGGCGCUAAAAACAACUGCCCAGAUGGGGGAGGCCAUCGUUAUUGAGCAGUUUUGUCAUGUGGUCGGCGCCGAGACCCAAGGAUGGAUACGGCGCCACAACCCCGACACCCUGGAACAGGCAGUCAAGCUCGCUGAGGACUUCGAGGACUCCCUGGUAUCCGCCCAGACCGGGCUACUCACCCCGCUACAUCAACGGAGCAGCCGAGCCCCACCUCCUCUCUCUACUCCAUCAGCCCCACCACCAGGACCGGGUCAACGACCUCCGAGAGCACCAACCCCAAUGGGCGACCUUGCCUCCUCUUCAUGGAGACCAAGGUUGGCCCCCAGCUGGGGUAGAGGUGCUGCCCCUGCCCCGUUGCCAUACCAGCAGCGGGACAGACCAUUUAAUACUGUGCCCUCCUUUCCCCCUACCUGUUUUAGGUGCCGCCAGCCGGGACAUCAGGCUAGGUCAUGCCCAUCUGCGAUGGAGUGUGACGUGGCCGUCUGUAAUCUGGCAUCUGAAGCGGCCACUGAAGGAUACUGAUCACGAUCCGGAGCUGCAGCCGCAGGCCAGCGACAAAACCGGACUUCACCAUUCACGCUUUGCACUGUCUGAACUGUCUUUGUUUUCACCACUAGCACUAUAAUCACGCACUGUCAAAACUGUGUCUGUGUUUUUGUGUUUUAUGUGGGUGACGAAACGGGACUUUUUUGGGUUACGGGUCAAACCCGUUGGAUUAUAAAACGGAGUGAUACACGCCGCUGUACCACUUCCUACAGUGUUAUUAUUUGCAGGUUUGCCUUAAGGCU
Molecule: messenger RNA, 1226 nt
Organism: Acipenser ruthenus (sterlet)
Lineage: Eukaryota; Metazoa; Chordata; Actinopteri; Acipenseriformes; Acipenseridae
Product: zinc finger protein 213-like
Exons: 2
Coding region: 196-960 (254 amino acids)
Molecular function (GO): zinc ion binding; nucleic acid binding
Source: RefSeq, a predicted model, not a curated record